This is a messenger RNA of Acanthocheilonema viteae, 249 nucleotides long. NCBI's taxonomy places the organism in Eukaryota, Metazoa, Nematoda, Chromadorea, Rhabditida, Onchocercidae. The record is from the annotation of a GenBank genome assembly.
AUGACGAAACGAAAAAGUGGGUAUAAUGCGCCAAGCAUUUGUAUAACGGAAGAUUAUCGAGAAAUAUCGGUAACCGGAAAUAAUUUUGUCUGUUUUACUUACGGCGAGCAGGAAUUCGUCAAUCCGCUUGCGGGUGGAAAUUAUCCAUCAAAGCUUAAAAAUUUACUGAGAAUGGGACAAUACAAUGCAACUGUUGCCGAAUAUCCAUUAGGCUCACAUUGCACGAUGAAUUAUGCUCAUUUUUCUAAU